UAUAGCUGGGACAGAGGCUGUGCUUGUUAGACAGUAGUGAAUUACAGUGGUGUGUUACAGGUGACAAAGAAAAGUCUAAAGAGACAUAAAAGUUGUAAGAACAAGGAAAAGAGACCUUUUGUGAUGAUACCUACAUCAGAAAACUGUGCCUUACCGCUGGCAGCUGUGGUGACCGUGCUGACCUGUGUGUUGCUGCAGGAGGCCCAGGCAGGAGUGGUGGGGGACUUCAACCAUGCUGAGCGCUGUAAGGACUCUCUGUACAUGGGCACUCCACCCCGAGGAUAUCUUGGCAACUCCUUUAAGAAGAUCUGCCAGAGGUAUGAGGAUAAACCUCGCUAUGUUACCCUAUACGACCCCCAAAAACACAUCCCCAUCUAUUCUGCGUAUACGUUCAAGAAGUCAGAUGGGGAGAAGAAGGUGGACUUCCCUUGGAUGUUUGAGCCCCAGCUGGCCUCAGAAAAGAGCAGCAGUAACAUGGAGCCCUUCCCUCAAUCUUCAAGCAUGCAUAUGAACUUUGAGGACACCCAGGCAGUCCUAGAGGACUAUGCUGAUGUGGUUCAGUAUGAACGAGGCCAGCUAAAUCCGGACGAGCAUCAGGCUGACCCUCUGGACAAAGCCUCCACUUACAGCUUGACGAACGUGGUUCCCCAGAUAAGGGAGUUCAACUUGGGUCCCUGGGCAGAACACCAGGACCUCAUCCGCAAACGUCUCAACAACUACUGUCGUGGUAAAGCCUUUGUGGUUACUGGGGUCACCACCUCAGGUCACACCAUCCGUCGCAACAACCAAGACAGGGUAGCUGUACCAGAGUAUAUGUGGUCGGCCUACUGCUGCACUGAAUUUGACCAAAAUGCACCAUAUUUUGUGCGCUACAAGUUCCCUGUGUUCGCAGCUUAUGGGCUGAAUGAUCGUGUCAACAACCACAUGGUGGAGGUUCCUCUGAAGAAUCUGGAAAAAUUUCUCAAGGGGAGGUUGGAUGUGGACAAGAACUUCCAGAUUUUCUAUAAUGACUGUGUGCCAGAUAACUGAGAUAAAGUGAGCAUGAUCUCUUAGAGGGGUGUGAGGUUCUUACAGCUAAAAAUAUACACAGAAUUAAGAUGUACUGUCACAUUAGAUGAUAUUCUAAGGAAUUAAAUGGAGAAAUUAUUGGAGUCUGUCUCUUUAAGUCCAAAUGUACAUUUAAUGAUUAUUUUCAUGAUUGCUAUACAAAUUAAUGUCUGUAAAAUGUCUACAGACAGGUGAUGUCUACAAAUUGAGUGUUUUGUCACAUCAACGGGAAUUGAUAAAGUUAUAAAGUUGAGAUUCACAUAAGACAAGGAAAAGAUGCCUGCCAUGUCUUCAUAUCUGAGAAGUUUGGAUUAAUAAAAUCAUUAUCAUUCUGGUUGAAAAUUGACUUCAAUUAAUUGUCAAAAGUCCAAUUAAAGUCUAAUAAAAUCCAGUGUCAGCUGACUAAU
Scatophagus argus is the source of this 1454-nucleotide messenger RNA. Its product is annotated as endonuclease domain-containing 1 protein-like. Gene Ontology annotation, molecular function: hydrolase activity; metal ion binding; nucleic acid binding. The transcript has 2 exons. The record is from RefSeq and is a predicted model, not a curated record. Bases 124 to 1029 code for a protein of 301 amino acids. NCBI's taxonomy places the organism in Eukaryota, Metazoa, Chordata, Actinopteri, Scatophagidae.